AUGGCCCACACUAAGCCGCAUGAUUCUUCACUCUCCGACGCCAAGCAUCUGCAUUAUAGCAAUGAUGCCUCAGAGGGAACUGGCUCGGCUCAGGUUUCCGAGGCACGGCCAGCUCCCAUAGAACGACGGGGUUCGUCGUUCAUGAAAUUCGUCGCUUCAAUCUUGGGUUCUAAAAGCCCGAUCGCACACCCUGCGGACCCACACACGAACACCGUCUGGCUACUGGAUAACACCGCAUACCAGCCUGUGCCUGAGCCAGGGGACUCAGACCAGCCCGAUCAACCAGCACCAUGGCGCGCCGAGUUCGUGGCUUGCAUCCUCGAGACAGAAGGCCGCAAGGAUAUUGGGAAACUAGUCGCCUCGAUAGCAGACCACAUCGGACUGGACGGUGAAACAGGCAUCGCCGAUGAAGAAGCGCACCAGCGGAUCGUGGAUCGCAUCCAGCCAUUCGUCGAUAACGUUUCUCCGGGUCGAACAGUCACAUUACAGCUUGACAUAGCCGGCACAGAACAGUCACACCAACUAGGUCCCUCAGACCGAAACGGGAUAAUCAGCCAAAUUAUUGAACUGGGGGUGCCGACCAUCCCAGACGGAACAGUCUUACGACCAUGUCUAGCCAAUUUCGGAAAUAGCAUUGCAUCAAUGGAAACGCACUUCGCAGCUCCGGAAGGCUGGUUGGUUAUUUCUGAUAUCGACGACACGAUCAAGCGUACAAUGACGGUCGAUCCAACAGGAAUUAUCCGCACAACAUUCACAGAGGAACCGGUUCCGAUCAUUGGCAUGCCGGAAUUCUACCGCUACGUUCACGAGGAGCUGGAUCCUGCCUGGUUCUAUCUCUCCGCUUCUCCGUACAACCUCUACCCUUUUCUACGCAGCUUCAUACACGAGUACUACAUCCCUGGUACGCUGGUGCUGCGCGAGUACUCUUUCUUGGACAUUAGUGGCUUGAUCAAGUCAUUAACGGAGCGGACACAGGAGUACAAGAUGGAUCGGAUAGAGAAGAUUCGCCGCUGGUUUCCAGCGCGGAGAGUGCUUUGUAUUGGAGAUUCAACGCAGAGUGAUCCCGAGGCCUAUGCAGAGAUUUAUCGGAAGUAUUCAACUUGGAUUCAUGCGAUUGCUAUUCGGAAGGUUACGGAUGUGGCGCAUAUGGAUGAGAAGAAUAAGGAUGAGAGGUUUGAGAAGGCGUUUAAAGACGUUCCAGCUUCGGUUUGGACAGUCUUCGAGGAUCCAGUUGAGCUCUAUGGGUUCGUAGAUGGAUUAGGAAUGGAGGAUCAGGCUUUGUAA
This is a messenger RNA of Penicillium odoratum, 1284 nucleotides long. Its product is annotated as phosphatidate phosphatase App1 family protein. Gene Ontology annotation, molecular function: phosphatidate phosphatase activity. Gene Ontology annotation, cellular component: actin cortical patch. NCBI's taxonomy places the organism in Eukaryota, Fungi, Ascomycota, Eurotiomycetes, Eurotiales, Aspergillaceae. The transcript has a single exon. The record is from RefSeq and is a predicted model, not a curated record. The coding region runs from base 1 to 1284 and encodes 427 amino acids.